UCCUUUUACAACUCUCCCCACACAAAGAAUUAAUGGGCUACACAAAGAGUGGCCACUUUUGCUCCAUUUUGUGCACUAUCACAACCACUCUUCUUGUCCUACAUUGUGAGGCAAGAAGCCAACAUGGUCACCACCACCACCGCGACCGGUUCAUCAGAGCACGAGGUACUGAGUUUGUGCUCCACGGCAAGCCGUUUCUGUUCAACGGGUUCAAUUCGUAUUGGAUGAUGAGUGUUGCCGCCGAGCCUGCAGACCGCGGGAAGGUCUCCGAGGUGUUCCGGGAGGCGGCGGCCAAUGGGCUCAGUGUUUGCCGGACGUGGGCGUUUAGCGACGGCGGUGGCGAUCGGGCGCUCCAGGCAUCGCCUGGCGUCUAUAAUGAACGUGUCUUUCAGGGUCUGGAUUUUGUGAUCUCUGAGGCGCGGAGAUACGGCGUCCGUCUGAUCUUGAGCUUGGUUAACAACUUCAAAGACUUUGGAGGCAAAGCCCAAUAUGUAGAGUGGGCUAGGAAAGCAGGUGUUGGAGUAAACAGUGAAGAUGAUUUUUAUACAAAUCCAGUAGUAAAGGGUUACUACAAGAACCAUAUAAAGGCUAUCUUAACAAGGGUUAACACAAUCACUAAAACGGCCUACAAAGAUGACCCAACAAUCAUGGCAUGGGAGCUAAUGAAUGAACCUCGUUGCGAAAGAGACUACUCGGGAAGGACUGUGAAUGGGUGGGUGCAAGAGAUGGCGAGUUACACAAAAUCAUUGGAUAGGAAACACAUGCUUGAGGUGGGAAUGGAGGGGUUUUAUGGGGAGUCCAUGCCUGAGAAGAAGCAGUACAAUCCCGGAUUCCAAGUUGGGACGGAUUACAUUACCAGCAAUCUCGUCAAGGAGAUUGAUUUUGCGACCAUCCAUGCGUAUCCAGAUAUAUGGCUCUCCGGGCAAAAUGACGCUGCGCAAACGGCGUUCGUGCGGCGGUGGAUGUGGAGCCACUGGAACGACGCGCGGCAGAUCCUGCGGAAGCCGCUGGUCUUCGCCGAGUUCGGCAAGUCGAAGCGGGACGCAGGGUACACCGAGAACGGGCGCGACGCGUUCCUGAACACCGUGUACGCGGGCAUCUACAGCUCCGCGCGGGCCAGCGGGGGGUCGAUGGCCGGCGGCUUGGUGUGGCAGGCCAUGGCGGAGGGGAUGGAGUCGUACUACGACGGCUACGAGAUCGUGCUGUCGCAGGAGCCGUCGACGACGGGGGCGGUUGCAAGGCAGUCACGCGCGAUGGCGGCGCUGUCGCGCGUGCUGUCAGGCAGGGCGGCCGAGGCAGCGGCGGCGUAUGCAGUGGGGGGUCGUCGGCGUGUCGGAAUGCGGCGGCACCCGCACCGCCACCGCCGCAGGAAUCAUCUUUGA
Ananas comosus (pineapple) is the source of this 1382-nucleotide messenger RNA. RefSeq names its product mannan endo-1,4-beta-mannosidase 5-like. The record is from RefSeq and is a predicted model, not a curated record. The transcript is spliced from 5 exons. Bases 33 to 1382 code for a protein of 449 amino acids. Gene Ontology annotation, molecular function: hydrolase activity, hydrolyzing O-glycosyl compounds. NCBI's taxonomy places the organism in Eukaryota, Viridiplantae, Streptophyta, Magnoliopsida, Poales, Bromeliaceae.